This is a messenger RNA of Alnus glutinosa, 1173 nucleotides long. RefSeq names its product protein FLC EXPRESSOR. NCBI's taxonomy places the organism in Eukaryota, Viridiplantae, Streptophyta, Magnoliopsida, Fagales, Betulaceae. The coding region runs from base 85 to 894 and encodes 269 amino acids. The transcript is spliced from 4 exons. The record is from RefSeq and is a predicted model, not a curated record.
CCAAACGGACAGACAAAAAAGGGUCUCUCAAGUCUCAGCUUAGCUUACAUUGAGCGAGAAAGCAAAAGAUAAAAAACAAGGGACAUGGCCGGACGAAGCCACGCCUCGAGAAUAGACGACUCUCGCCUCCGUGAGGUCCACCAUUACUCCCUUUCUAGUAGACCACACCACUCACGCUCCGUCGUCUUGGAGGACCGCAUAGCCAUCCAGCACCGCGAGAUCCAAUCCCUCCUCGAGGAGAACCAAGGGCUCGCCUCCGCCCACGUGGCGCUCAAGCACGAGCUCGCCGCGGCCCAGCGGGAGCUCCGCCUCGUGUCGGCCAAGGCGGCCGAUGUGAAGGCCGAGAGUGACGCUCACGUGCGGGAGCUCUACGAGAGGUCUCUGGUGAUGGAGGCCGAGGUACGUGCGAUCGACGCGAUGAGCGCCGAGCUCGCUCAGGUGCGCGCCGACGUCCAGAAGCUCGGCCCGGCGCACCAGGAGCUCGUGGCAGAGUUUCGAGCCAUCGAGGACGAUGUCGCGAGGGCACGCUCGGAGGUACAGCAAGUCCGGGCGAUCAAGUCCGAGAUUGAGACCGCGCACAAGGAGAUUCAGAGAGGAAGGGCUGCUAUCGAAUACGAGAAGAAAACACGCGCUCAUAACCUUGAGCAAAGACAGUUGAUGGAGAGACAUCAGACUUCCAUGGCUGGUGAAAUCGAAAGACUACGAGCAGAGCUGGCGAAUGCAGAGAAGAGAGCAAGAGCAGCAGCGGCAGCAGCCAAUGCGGCAAACCCGAGCACUGGAUAUGCUGCAGGCUACGGCAGUUCUGUUGUGGCAUAUCAAGGAAUUUCAUAUCCUGACCGUUAUGGCAUGGAUCAGAGACUGCAGCAUGUGACAUACGUGAUGAGGAUGGACUAGAUAGCAAUCUUGGGCCUUAGUGCAUUUUUACUAUACAAGUUUUGGGUCCAAUCGAGAGUAGCAUUUUGUUCUGACCAGGUUUGGGUUGGAUGGCGUAUGUGCCCUAUGUGUAUAUAGUCAUGACCCAUGUAAUUAGGAUGACAGGAUUGAAUGUGGAAAAGAUGUAUGUUUUGAACACUUGAUGUAAAUAGUUUUGAAUGAAUGUAUAUAUGUGUUUAUGUUGUAGAACUAUGGUGAUUUAUUUACGUGAUAAUAUAGUUCAAUAUAUAUUUGGUGAUU